Pelmatolapia mariae (spotted tilapia) is the source of this 2488-nucleotide messenger RNA. RefSeq names its product polymerase (DNA-directed), delta interacting protein 3 (gene poldip3). The record is from RefSeq and is a predicted model, not a curated record. Gene Ontology annotation, molecular function: mRNA binding. Lineage: Eukaryota; Metazoa; Chordata; Actinopteri; Cichliformes; Cichlidae. Gene Ontology annotation, cellular component: nuclear speck; nucleus. Bases 58 to 1491 code for a protein of 477 amino acids. Gene Ontology annotation, biological process: poly(A)+ mRNA export from nucleus. The transcript has 10 exons.
GUCAUAGCCCCCAAGAAAUCUCAGGCGCGCACGCGCUUUUGGAAAGUGUGUGAGAAAAUGGCAGACGUCUCUCUGGAUGAAGUUAUACGACAGCGCCGUAUUAACGUCAAGGCUGCAGCGAAAAGGCCAGCGUUUGGACGAGGUUCAGGAGGAGAUGGGAAAAGUUUUGAUGCCAGACAGAAGAUUGGAGUUAAUGAUGUGAGACAGAGGCUUGGAGGAGGCACAGGUUUUCAAGUAAAAGAUGCCAGAGAGAAGCUGGGGCAGAAAGAUGCUCGUUUCAAAAUCCGUGGCAGGGGAGGAGCAGGAGUGGUGCAAGAUGCACGUCAGAUGAUCAACUCACGCAAGCAGGGACAGAGUCAGUUCACCGUCUCUGCAUCGACCACACUAAAGACAGCAGUAACGCAACAUUUACAGAGCCAAACGCUUGUGCCGCAGAUACAGAUACACACCAACAACAAUCUUGCUGGUGUGAAUACAAGGCAGUUUGGUUCAAAUGCACAAGGACCAAGUCCAAAGGCCAGUGCAGUGCCACAGCUGAGCAAUAAUGCAAGAAUGAUGGAUGCUCGUGAUAGGCUGAGCCUCAAGAGGAGCAUUGGAGGGACACAGACACAAGCAGCAGUUGCACCACCUUUAAAGAUAACUAAGACCAUCCAGCAACGUCCAGCAGGGAUGUUAGGAGGAAUACGUGCUGCUACACAGCCUACUCUAAAUGAGCAUGAUGGCGCCCCAAAUAAACAGUUAAAGAUCACAACUGCAAACAAUUUGUUACAAUCUCGGCCUGGUACGGCAGGCUCAGCUUUCUCCAUGUCAGCCCCGAUCACCAAGGUGGUUAAAAAUGAUGCUUACACGGCCCCACGGCCCGCUGUUCCUGUGGCUUCUACUCGGCCCACUACCAGCCUGGCUGCCACUCGAUCUUCAGCUGCAGCCUUACAGCCAGUCUCUAGGACUCUUCAGCAAAGCACAGCAGAAACCAGUGCAACAGCUCCUACUCCUCCUCAGCCUACUUUUAGCCCUUUGGAGGGGACAAAAAUAACAGUGAACAACCUGCAUCCCCGAGUCACUGAGGAGGACAUAGUGGAACUGUUCUGUGUGUGCGGUGCCUUGAAGCGAGCACGGCUGGUGAAGGUAGGCGUAGCUGAAGUGGUGUUUGUCCGUAAAGAGGACGCCGUGAGCGCAUACAGGAAGUACAACAAUCGCUGCUUGGACGGCCAACCCAUGAAGUGUAACCUUCAUAUUCAGGGAAAUGUCAUCACUUCUGAUCAACCCAUUCUAUUGCGACUCAGCGAUACUCCGGGUACAGGCAGCAGCACAAAGAAAGAAGGUCUGCCCCCCUCCUUAUCACGGCCCGCCGGUCAGCGUUCCUCCUCUCAGCCCACUCCAGAGGUGGACCCCCAGACCAUCCUCAAAGCUCUCUUCAAGUCCACUACACAGUCGACCUCCACCACUGAGCCUCCCAGCUCACAGGCCACUGCCUUUCGCAUCAAGAUAUAGCCCACGUCUAAAGUGAAAACAUUGUCUGUUCAUGUUAGUGCAUUCUCAGUGUUCUCAUUUUAAACUGUGGUGUUCACAUUGACAGCAGCCAGCACACAUUCUCAUGAAACUAAUUUUUACACAUUUGAUAUACAUGACUCAUGUGAACGUGAAAUUCAUCAUUCAUGCAUCCUGGUUUGGGUUUUAUCAGAAGUCACCGGUUGGUUUUGGAAACGGGGGAAAGUUUCAUAUGAUUUUUUUAAUCCGAUGUAGAGGUGGAGGAGGGGUAGUACCAAAUUUAAUUGCAAUGGGUGUUUUUUCUUUCUUUUUUUUUUUUGGUAUAUUAAGUGACAGUUUGAUUUAGUUUAAUAUAUAUCCCAUCAUCCCGUCAUUGCCGCUUUCCUCCAACUUCCAAAAGAGGAGGAGUUAAAAAAACAAACCCAGCCAAAACCCUUUGACUAAUUGACGACUGUGUGGUAGUGUUAUUCUUGAGAGUUAUGUAAUAUUUAAGGCUGAAUAUUCAUGCAGGUGUGUUCAUUUAUCUUAUCUGUGCUUCCCUUUGGGUUUAAUGAGUGUGUAUAAUGCAUUGGGGGGAAAAAUAUAUACAGACAAAACAAAAAACCAAACCUCUGUCAUGUCUGUUUUAUUAGGAAGGACAGUUUGGUUAAAGUGUGGGAAGAUGACUUAAAUUGAGCCCAAAGUGAUGCCAAAAUAACGGAAAAUACCUGCAAAUUGGGGACCGGCGUAAACUACAUAAUACCAUAAUAACUUCAGUAAGCUAGCUCUCAAAGGGACAUGUCAAUUUAUUUGGUUUUAACAUUCUUGUGGCAUCCAGACUCGUAUGCUCUGUGACUGGUUUUUGCUUGAUGGUCAACAUGUUUAAUUCUUUCUAUUAUUACUCUUGAUUUGUGUUGAAAGACUGUAAUUUACGUUCUACUGCAUUCUUGGUAUGUCAUGCAAGACGAGACAAAGUGGUAGGAUGUGUCUGAAAUGUCACCAUUAAAUAUUUAGCUUUGUA